AAUGUGCAACGGCCAAAUCUAUGCUCCCGUGUUUGGAUACGAGAAGCCAAAACCACUCUCCACAAGCAAGUGAAGGGUUGUUAAGAGCACAAUGAUCCAUGCAUCAUUGCUCUCAACAUCAGUAAUUGGCCCCAUUGAAGCCACACCAACAUGACGCUAGGAACGAGAGGUGCAAGUCUUAUCUUGCCGCUGCUUUUCUUCGUUCAGUCGGUUCGUGGAAGGGUAUCCUCCCAAAGAUCCGUGGACACAGCGAUCGUCGGUACUGAGUUGAAUCGCAAUCAUCACAGAGAGUUGCAAGAAGGGGAUCGCUGUGGACUGUUUCAGGGUGAAUGUGCCGAUGGAUUGUCUUGCGUUCGUGGCCCCGUGGGCGGAUUUGGCUUGUGUUUGCCCGUUGAUUGCAUGGCUGACGCCGUUCGGAAGUCGGGCCUGGAUUUCAACAAUUUUACUCAAACUAUCUUUGCCCAAGCUCAAGUGACACCGGAACAACUAGCCAUCUCCAGAGCUAAUGAAGCCAGAAGCGAUCAGACCUUUAGUCAAGAUUCCAGCGCCAUGGCAUCCAUUGUCGACGUGUUGACGAAUCGAAUGGACCAUAGUCCUUUUUAUGCUCUGCAAGAGUCCAUGGCAGCGUGCUCUUCCGCCAGUCUGAAUGUCAACAACAAUACCGCCAAACAAGCCACCGUCUCAUACUAUGGUUUUCACAUGGAAGGAGGCGCGCUGUACGAUGGCGAGUUUUCGGUUCUCGUGGCACCUUCCGAGACAGAAGGCAGCUUGACGUGGGUUCGGCCAUGCUUUGGAGGGGGUGGUGUUGGGAUCGAUAUUUCGGCCGUGAUUGGCACUGGAUACACUGGUUCAAGGGAACACUUGCUGGGAUGUUCUGCUUUGGUGACCGACAAUGAGUUGUACGCGAUUCUUGGUUUCGGUGUCGAUUAUGGGGUUGGCUUCAAUGGCGUUAGCUAUCUUGAUUUCACAGUUGGCGUGGGUUUGAGCGGGGAGGGACUCGGCAUUGGGCUUUGUGGAAACUACAAGCAAUAGCUAUCAAGAUCUCACGGUUGGUCUGGGUCUCUCUUUAUUGUUUCUCUUUAUGAUCAUACAAAUGGUGCUACUCCAUCAACAAUCUUCCAUGCCACCACCUAUUACCGCCAACAUUAAGUUUAUCCAAACCUUCAGAUAUCGAUGUCUUCAUCCUUGGCGAUUUCCUUGCUGGCUUUCCGGGCUUGUCCCCGUAUCUUGCACUGUUACAUGGGCUGCUGCGCAGGUUUCCAUGCAUCCUUAUUUUGGGGGCUUUGGUAGAAUUUGCGAUGAGUACUAAAUGGACGUCCCUGUAGAGCCGUCACAAGGUCAAGAGUGUCUAAAGAUUCGUUGUCCACACUCGCCACUGCAGGAAGAGCCUGGAUGACCCAGUUGCUAUUCUUUUUGUCCCCUUUGAUGUUGGCAAUCUCCUUGCAAAUAGCACAAGCGGCUCUGAAAUAUUGAAUGCCAGAUGUUUUCUCCUCAAUGAUUAGGAAUAGGUCUUUCUGGAAACUACCAGCAACGAUGAUUGAGAAAGUAGCGGAAAACAGCACCUGCACGAAAUCAGGAUCCAGCUCCGGGACGGAUCGGAAAGAGAAACAAGUGCCAGCAGGAAGCGUCGUCACCAAGAAUCUCGUUGCGGCCUGGUGUGCCCUUUUGCCAAAGAAGCUUGUUGACAACAUGUGCCACAAGGAGAGAUAACUAAUCUUGCGCAGGACUCCGCCCCAGCUGUUCCCAGCCAAACCUAGUUUAACUUUUCUACUUUUUUGUUA
Molecule: messenger RNA, 1781 nt
Organism: Seminavis robusta
Lineage: Eukaryota; Bacillariophyta; Bacillariophyceae; Naviculales; Naviculaceae
Source: the annotation of a GenBank genome assembly